Sinocyclocheilus rhinocerous is the source of this 1549-nucleotide messenger RNA. Its product is annotated as RNA binding protein fox-1 homolog 3-like. Gene Ontology annotation, cellular component: nucleus; cytoplasm. Gene Ontology annotation, biological process: regulation of alternative mRNA splicing, via spliceosome; nervous system development. The record is from RefSeq and is a predicted model, not a curated record. Gene Ontology annotation, molecular function: mRNA binding. NCBI's taxonomy places the organism in Eukaryota, Metazoa, Chordata, Actinopteri, Cypriniformes, Cyprinidae. The coding region runs from base 554 to 1549 and encodes 331 amino acids. The transcript is spliced from 13 exons.
CACACACCACAGACGCGUGUGGUUGACCGCAACGGGCUCUCGGCUAUGUGUGAAGACACGCGCGGCACGCCAAAGAAGCAGCACUACUGAAUCUGACGCUCGCUUUGUAGCAGGACCGCCAACCAGAUCGCAUCGAAAACCAUCCUACUUUCUCUCUCUCUCUUUUUCCCACCCUCUCUUUUCAGUUGUACUUGUGUGAACAGAGCUGGAGUAAAGGAAAUACCCCCCUCCCCCCAUCCCUCUCUCUCUCUCUUUCUGUCUGCCCUGUGGUGGGAUAAACAGUGAAAAGAUGAGCCUGUGAUACAGCACCAGACCUGAGUGACCUGACAGCUCAAACUAAUCCUGUUCAGUCAAGAAGAAAUGCUGCCAGUUGAAGCCUAGUCUGUGAUAGCGGUGGAAAACAACCAGUCUACUUCCCGGAAGAAUACAAGACUUCUCUGAUCUGGUUCGUCGGACAGGGUGACUUGCCACGCUCCGACUGCCCCCUUCUCCCCACAGAAUCAGACACCUCUGUGGUUGCAGUGAGACCCCACCUGCUCAGCCACAGCUGUACAUGGAGACCCCCAGUUGGGCAGAAACCAAACCAGGAAACGGGUUGUGUAAAACAGGAAGCAUUGCUCUCUUUGGAAACGUAGUGUAUAGUGGGCUACUGAACGAUCACUUCUGGCAUUUCGGGGUGCCCCUUGUCACAAGACUGGGUAACCAGGAGGCCCCAGCUCCCCCAGAAGCCAUGGCUCAGCCGUAUGCUCCAGCGCAGUAUCCUCCCCCUCCACCUCAGAAUGGGUUGCCUGGCGAAUACACCCACCCUGGGCAGGACUACACGGGGCCCAGUCCAGUCCCUGAGCACGCCGCAGCCCUCACUAUCUACACACCCACACAGACACACAGCGAGCCACCUGGCACUGACAGCAGCACGCCGUCCCUCACAGGGACUAGCAGCAUACCACAAGCGGACGAUGUGGUGCAGACAGACGGCUCUCAGCAGCUUCAGCUCCAGCUCCAGCCCUCAGACUCUUCGGAGAAGCAGCAGCCCAAACGGUUACACGUCUCCAACAUUCCCUUCCGCUUCCGUGACCCAGACCUCCGGCAAAUGUUCGGGCAAUUUGGAAAAAUUUUGGAUGUGGAAAUUAUUUUUAACGAGCGGGGCUCUAAGGGUUUUGGUUUUGUAACUUUUGAAACAAGCGCAGGUGCAGACCACGCACGGGAGAAAUUAAACGGUACAAUCGUAGAGGGACGCAAAAUUGAGGUAAAUAAUGCAACGGCACGAGUAAUGACAAACAAAAAAGUGGCCAACCCAUAUACAAACGUGACAGGCUUCCCCUAUCCGACCACAGGGGCAACGGUGGCUUACAGGGGCGCCCACUUGAGAGGCAGAGGUCGUGCAGUCUACAACACGUUCCGCGCCGUGCCUCCAUCCCCUCCCAUUCCUGCUUACGGAGCUGUGGUUUACCAAGAUGGCUUCUACGGUGCUGAGAUCUAUGGUGGCUAUGCAGCAUACAGAUAUGCCCAACCAGCCGCAGCAGCUGCAGCGGCCUACAGUGACAGGUAA